Vicia villosa (hairy vetch) is the source of this 2897-nucleotide messenger RNA. RefSeq lists its product as uncharacterized. Gene Ontology annotation, molecular function: nucleic acid binding. The record is from RefSeq and is a predicted model, not a curated record. The transcript has 6 exons. Bases 470 to 2755 code for a protein of 761 amino acids. Lineage: Eukaryota; Viridiplantae; Streptophyta; Magnoliopsida; Fabales; Fabaceae.
AACGAGACCCCAUCCUGUAUUACUUCGGGGUUCCUCACGGAACGCAACACAAAGUUAAGAACCCUAAAAAAACUAAAGACCAAAAAAAUGAAGCCCUAGAAAAGAAUCAGAGAAGCAGUUUCGCACUCCCUUACGUCUCAGUCUUUUUCUCUUAUCAUUGUUUUCGAUAAACCAUUUGCUGGUUCUGAACUCUAAUUUGCGUAUUUCGUUUUCUUUUAUUAUUUUAUCUCUGUUCGACAUUGUUUUGCUUCAGUGUUUUCAGGAGUAAAUUAAUUUGGGUGCAUUCGAUUUCGUAAUCAAGGUUGCAAUUUUCGACGCCUUUUUCUGUUUCUCCAUCUUCGGUAAUCGUUUUCCUCUACUCCUCCAGUUAGGGUUUCGAUUAACGAAGCGACGAAUUUUUUUCCCUCGAUUCUCCUCCAAUUAUCAUCACUGUUAAGGAAGGUGUUCAGUCAUUUAAAUUUUAGAUACAAUGUCGUCAAAUUCGAAAUACCCGAUUCUGGAUGAUAAGCCCAUUAAUCAGUGGAAGGUUACAGAGCUGAGAGAGGAGCUGAAGAAAAGGAAGUUAGCAACCAAAGGUUUAAAGGAGGAUUUAAUCAAUCGUUUGGAUGAAGCUAUUCGUGAGGAAAGGGAGGUUGCCGAGGCUUCCCCUGAACAGGAGGAGGAUGCUGAGGCUUCCCCCGAACAGGAAGAGGCUGCCCCUGAACAAGAGGCUGCUAAGGCUUCCCCUGAAAAGGAGGAGGCUGCAGAGGGUUUGCAGAAGGAUGAUGCUAAUGGUUUACACACUCAAGAAGAGGGGGUAAAAGAUUCUCAGACUGGUAAUGUGGAUGCUGAAGUGGUUGAUACAACUGCAAGGGAAAGCUUCCAAACAUUGGAAACUUCUGAAAAGGGGGAUUCUGGUGUAGUGGAACCAUUUGAAAAGGAAAAUGUAGUGAAGGUUCCAGAGGUUGUGGAUAAUGACAGUAUUAAGAAUGUCAAGCAGGACGGUGUCACUGACCCAGUUGACGAUAAUAAUACUGUUUCGGCCAUGGAUCUAGAUAGUGAACAUGCAGUUUUGCCAGCUGGCGCUGAAUCUGAUAAUGCAGGAGAGGAGGUAGUGGCCCAUCCUUCCACUAUGGAGACCACUGUGGAGACUACUGUGGAAACCACUGUUACGGUCACUGAGACUGUAGAAACAGAAGUAGUAGUCAGUGGUCAGGAUUCGUAUAGUUCAGAGAAGAAUAAUGAGGAUUCAGCCAUCAAGCUAGAGAACGAGGAAUCAAGAGCGCAGCUGGAUAAUGAGGAGUCAAAGCUCCAACUGGAGUGUGACCCGAAGCCUACCCGCGACGAUCUCAUGCCCAUCUCAUCUGCUCCAGAAAACCAGGUAUCUGAGGUCAACCCUAGUUUAGGGUCUCAAGUAAAAUCUGAUUCUUUUUCUACUGAUUCUGUGUCAAUUAAUGAAAAGAAUGAACUAAAGGAUACUAUAAUUGCUAAUAAUGUCAAAUUAGAACAAGAUAAUGUUAGGCCAGAGAUGGUGGAAGAACCAUCAUCCAGAAAUGACGUACCUGUUUAUGAUGAAUCGCAUUCAAUGGAUGUUGGAGGGAUGCAUGAAAAAAAGUCAUCUGUCGAAGAAAAUGACAACGAUGUUCCAAGUCCAGACUUGAACAAAACCAAUAGUAGUGAUGAUGUAGGGUAUCCAGAAAAGUUGAACUUGGACAGAAGUUCUGGUGAUGAUUCUAUGGAAGAGGACUUGCCUGAGACUAGGCAAUAUGAUUCUAAGUUUAAUGUUGAUGAACUUAGGGACAAAGUUGAGAAUACUGAAGUUCCUAUGGUCACUGAAGAAAGCAAACCAAUGGUUGAGGGAGAUGGUGUAUCCGCAAGAAAAAGUGAUACCCAUCAAGAUAUUGACAUUAGUCCUGUUUCCUUGACUGAGAAGCGAAAAUAUCCUGAACAAACAUUAGUAGGAAACAACGAGCCUGCAAAAAGGCAACGCAGGUGGAACACUGAUGCAAUUAAAGGAUCAGAUCUGCAAAGCACUACUCCCAGAGCCGCCAUUACACCCAAGGAUGGACAAACUGCUCUGAAGCGCAGCUUUUCCAGGUCUAAUUCCUCUGCAACUGAUGAUACACCUAAAGAACGCAUUGUUCCACCAUCACGAAGGACCCCGACUAAUUCCCUCAGGAUUGAUCAAUUCCUUCGUCCAUUUACCCUAAAAGCAGUGCAAGAACUUCUUGGCAAAACUGGGAGUGUCAGCAGUUUCUGGAUGGAUCAAAUAAAGACCCAUUGCUAUGUUACUUACUCGUCCACUGAAGAGGCUGUUGAGACACGAAAUGCUGUGUAUAACUUGCAAUGGCCUCCAAAUGGCGGGCGGCUCUUGGUUGCAGAGUAUGUUGAUCCUGAAGAGGUGAAAAUGAAGUUAGAAGCUCCUCCAACACCAACUGCCUCUGUAAACAGUGUUCCAACACUUCCUCCCGCACCACCUUUAUCACAGCCAGAGCCUUCCCCGCGUCAGCACAGGGAGCAGCAUCUUCCAGUUGCUCUCCCACCUCCACCACCAUUGUCAAGGCCCCCACCAGUUGCAAGGGAACGUCUUCCAUCGCCACCACCCCUUCCUGAGAAAGUGGAACCACCUAUUGUCACUCUGGAUGAUCUCUUCCGCAAAACCACAGCAACUCCUCGGAUCUAUUAUUUACCUUUGUCUGAAGAGCAAGUUGCUGCAAAACUCGCGGCCCAAGGGAGGGAGUGUACUGGUUUUCUCCAAACCUUGUGUUUCACUUGACAGUCACAUGCACCAGAUAAUGUUAGAUCUUUUUUAGAAGGGGUUGAUUAACAAACUUGUAUGUAAUGGAAUCAGUGAAGUUUACCAAAAUCACUGGCGUUGUGAUUUUGUUGACGCUCUAAUGUGCAGCUUUGGCCUUUCU